Durio zibethinus is the source of this 2603-nucleotide messenger RNA. RefSeq names its product large ribosomal subunit protein uL4c-like. Gene Ontology annotation, cellular component: ribosome. Gene Ontology annotation, molecular function: structural constituent of ribosome. Lineage: Eukaryota; Viridiplantae; Streptophyta; Magnoliopsida; Malvales; Malvaceae. The record is from RefSeq and is a predicted model, not a curated record. Gene Ontology annotation, biological process: translation.
AUAUGACACUGCUUUCAACUAUUCGCUUUCUUUUUCUCUGCUUUCCUAUCACACCCAAAAUCCAAACAACAAAAAUGGCGACUUCAGCUGGGACGCCCACUUCACUUUCCUUCUUCUCAUCCUCCCUUUUCCUCUCCUCUCCGACCACCAAACUCCCCACCAGCUUUUCCCUCCCUUUCAAAACCUCCUCAAAACCCAACUUUUCCAUUUCUUCCCAACUUUCCACUCUCCCCAUUUUAUCCUUUACCGGCAAAAAAAUCGGCGAAACCUAUCUCGACCUUAAGUCGGCCCUACCUGAAACCGCUCGAGCCGUCGUUCACCGAGCAAUCAUCACGGACCAACAAAAUAAGCGUCGUGGCACCGCCUCCACCCUCACCCGUGGUGAAGUUCGAGGUGGCGGGAAAAAACCCUAUCCCCAAAAGAAAACCGGUCGGGCACGUCGUGGGUCUAUGCGCACCCCACUCCGGCGGGGCGGUGGUGUUAUCUUCGGACCCAAGCCUAGAGACUGGUCAAUUAAAAUCAACAAGAAAGAGAAAAGACUGGCGAUUGCAACGGCAUUAUCCAGUGCUGCCGAGAACACAAUAGUUGUGGAGGAAUUCGGGGAUAAAAUCGAGAAACCAAAGACGAAAGAGUUCAUUGAGGCGUUGAAGAGGUGGGGAUUGGACCCGAAGCAGAAAUCGAUGUUUUUGAUGAUGGAAGUGCCGGAGAAUGUGAGUAAAUCAAGUCGAAAUAUCGGGACUCUGAGAAUGUUGACGCCGAGGACCCUUAAUUUGUUUGACAUUUUGAAUUGCGAUAAUCUGGUUUUGACUCCAGAUGCGGUUGAUUAUCUGAAUCGAAGGUAUGGAGAAGAUUAUGUGGAUGACACUGAGGCUGAUGAUGAAGAAGAAGAAGAAGAAGAAGAAGGCGGUGAAGAGGCAGAUGAGAAUACUGAUGCAGAACAAUGACAUUUUUCCCUCGGUUAACCUACAAACCAUUGCAUUUCACAUAGCCUGAAGAAAUUCUCUGCUUUGCCUAAAUCAACUUUGCUGCAGGCUAGGUUUGGUAAAUUUUUUUAGUGUUUUUUUUUUUUUUUGUAUCGUUUCACAUCUUUACAAAAUUGUAUCUAUUUAGUUCAUCGAUGUUCUAACAUUCUUUAAAGCAUUGCUUCCUGUUUUAUUCUUUAUUUGCAUAUUGCAUUUUGUUAUUCUUUACUUUAGAAAAGAGUUAUUAUGCUUGCCUGCAAUGGACAGGCAAUAUUGAGGUUCAAGUUAUAAAAUUCUAACGUCCUAAACCUGAAAUUUCAAAUGGAAAUAAUUGAUAGCAUGCUGGGAGGCGAAAAUAAACUAAAACCAGGAUAAUGCGUUGGUUUGGCCUUAGAAAUUCGGGUAGCUGUUAUCUAAAGAAUUAGUAAUUAGGUCUGACCAGAUCAACAAGUGUAAUUAUCAUUGUCUUGAAGCGGCUAGUGAUUGUUUGGAGGUGACUAAUAAACUCCAGGUAUCUACUUUUAUUCUUUGGUGCACCAGUCUUGGGAAUGGAUGAAUUAGAGAUAUCAAGGUGGUUUUCUACAAGUUUUGGACACUGGAAUUGCAGAAAGUAAGUACAUAGUACAGACAGAAGGAUCAAUUGUAGGUAAGAGAAUCCUGAAAAUUUUCUGUUAUAGAAACAGUUAUUCGGAAUAUAUUCUAGUUUGUGCUAAGGAAUUUUAUCUUCUAUUGUUGUCAAAAUUUUGAACUUAAUGAAGCGGAGGUUAAGAAAGAUAAAGAAAAUCUUGAAGUAUAUGCGGAAUGGAAAUUUAAAGAAAUUGAAGUGUGUAUAUGGGAACAACCUGCUUAUGUAAAAGCAAGAGAAUACUUGCAACAGACUUUGGCCCUGUUGUUUUUUCCUCCACUUUACGGUAGGGUGAGCUGCGCAGGUCUGGGGGUGAAGCCUCUGAUCCUGCACCAAAUGGGAAUGGCAAAAUAGCCGAGGCUGAUAGCAUUGAAAUAGUGAGGUAUAGAUUGAAAUUUAGGUUGAGUUGUCUUGCUGUUACUCUUGGAUGUAAAAACCCAUGGUGACCCAGCUACGAGUAUUCGGAGACUUAAGUGGCCGCCCGGCAUUUCUGGUUGGAAUUGGGGCCUCACUGUGCUGGGGAGGCACUUCCACCUGUGCCAAUGUGCCGUAAUUGACAUCUUACAUGUUGCAAGUUUAUGAUAUUAUUUGGAGGGAAACACGUAUUGUAUCUAUAUUCAACCUCUAAGUGGUGUUUAUUGAUAUGCUAUGCUGGCUGCAUAUAUCUGUUCUUUAGUAUAGCUUGUCCAGGAUGUGGCUCUUAAUGGAGUUUGACUUCCUAGCUCUCGUCUUCCUCUUCAGUCUGCUAUAGUAUGAUAUUUUGUGUCUAGAAUUCUGAAGUUCCUCAUAUGAAGAACCACUCUGGAAGGCCAUAGCAUUCAUCAUUUCUUUCAACUUAGAAGAGGGUUGGACAGCUGAGCCAACUCAUAGUGUAUCUCAUUGACGCAUGUAUUCCGAGUUUAGACUCAAAUCGGGCAGUCUUAAUUAUACAUAUCAUCAAUCAUCGAGUAAGUUGAAUUCAAUUUUGGCUGCUACCUGAUUAAAGUCUAUUUUAUUCCAAAAGAUCACGUGUUAAA